Molecule: messenger RNA, 1252 nt
Organism: Phymastichus coffea
Lineage: Eukaryota; Metazoa; Arthropoda; Insecta; Hymenoptera; Eulophidae
Gene: Mt2
Product: tRNA (cytosine(38)-C(5))-methyltransferase
Exons: 3
Coding region: 1-1251 (416 amino acids)
Molecular function (GO): methyltransferase activity
Source: RefSeq, a predicted model, not a curated record
AUGCACGCACAUAUAAUACAUGAAAAGUCUAUGAUAGGUUAUAUUGCAUUUAAUCAGUCAGGUUUCAGGUUAGAUUUGAAAAUCAAAACACACUCGUAUUGUAUGUCGGUGGCGUCGUCUGCACAUCUAAAUUUUGAUUAUACACUGGAAAUAAUCGUGCUAGAAAUCUUUAAUAAAAUGAGAGUUCUGGAAUUAUUCAGUGGUAUAGGAGGAAUGCACUAUGGUUUACAAGAAAGUACUGUUGAUAGCACAGUUGUUAUGUCCAUAGAUAUAAAUACAAUAGCAAACAAAGUAUAUCAAUAUAAUUUUCCUGGAACAAAAAAUAUUAGUAGAAAUAUUGAAUCUCUCACGAAAGAAGAAAUAGAAAAAUUAAAUAUCAAUUGUAUUCUAAUGAGUCCACCAUGUCAACCAUUUACAAGAGUAGGAUUGAGAAAAGAUUCUUGUGAUAAAAGAUGUUUAGCUUUGCUACAUAUUCUCAAACUCAUUCCUGAAAUUCAAAACUUACAGUACAUUCUCUUAGAGAAUGUCAAAGGAUUUGAGAAAUCUCGAGCAAGAGAUGAAGUUGUAGACUGUUUGAAAAAAGCAGAUUUCAAUUAUAAAGAGUUUAUUUUAAGUCCUUGUCAGUUUGGCAUUCCAAAUUCAAGGCAUAGAUACUAUUUAAUGGCUAAGAAAUCCAGGCUCAAGUUUAUUUUUAAUAAUUCAAAUUUGAUUACUUCAAUCCCAGAUAAAGUUUGUGAAUUGCUUCCAUCAUCUAAGUACAAAUCAUUGAUUAGACAAACAUCAGACUCUAAAAAUGAAAUCAAACAAUUUCAAAUUCAAUAUAUAUUAGAACAAAAUGUGAGUCCUAAUUAUUUAUUGCCCGAAAAAAUACUCACAAAACAUUGCGGUAUUCUAGACAUAAGAACUCCAGAAUCAAAAGGAUCUUGCUGCUUUACAAAAGCUUACAGCCAUUAUAUGGAAGGAACUGGCUCAGUACUUUCACUUAACACAAAUGCAGAUGUUAAGAAAAUACUCGAAGAAUUGAAAAUUAAUACAGAUAUAACUGAUAACAAAUUAAAAGUGUUGCAUAAUUUAAAGUUAAGAUACUUUACACCCAAAGAAAUUUCUAGAUUGAUGUCUUUUCCAGAGACCUUUGGAUUUCCAAGUGAUAUUACAAAUAAACAAAAGUAUAGAUUGUUGGGCAAUUCAAUCAAUGUUCACGUUGUUGGCCAAUUAAUAUAUUUAUUGCAUCUUGAUAAAAAUCUUGAAUAAU